CAAGCUAGGCUGCAGAGAAGAGGACAGGCAGCUGAGCAAAAAGAAGACCAUCCGGUCCUGUGCCUCAUUCCUCUCCAUUUACCCUGUUCCUUUGCUUCUCUUCACUCUCCGCACUUUCUCCUUCUGGUGUAGCUGCACCAGCUAAAUGGGAGAGAGAACAUUAAAACAGCCUCUGGGCCAGCAGAGGCCAGCAAUUUCUUACUCUCAGCUUCCUGCAAUGUGAACACAGGAGCACAGCCAAUCAUGGUUUCUCCGGGUGCUUUCCUGCCUUUCUCUUCAGUCUGGAAAAGGAUUGGGUAGGAGGGAAAUAGGAGUCAUUGAGCCCUCAGCCUGAUCUGUAAUCUCCCUGCUCCUGGUGGCCUCAUGAUGACCAAAAGAUUAAACAGGGUGAUGUACCUAGCUGGUCACAUAACCCCCCAUUACUCCUGUACCUCUGGAAAUAGAUUACAUCAGUUAAUCCUUUGCUGAUUUGGCAAACUAUCUCACAGUGUAGUAGUUUCAAACAUAAACCAUGUAGAUGCUCCAGACUCUAUGGGUCAGCAGAGCAGUCUAUGGGUCUGAGCCACCUCUUGUAAUCUCCGCUCCUGCCCAUGCAUCUGUGGUAACCUGUAGUUCAGGGUGUAACCCAAUAAUCUCCAUCGCCUUGUGGACAUGGGUGUAGGUAACAGGCUCUUGGGUAGGCUGUCCGGGUGGUCACAAUAACUGGUCUGGUGGUUAUCAUUAUGUAGUUGUCUUGGUGCCACAGUGCAUAAGAGCUUUGGAGUCUUUGCUUACAUCAGGCUUUCUACUGCUUUAUCACUCAAAGCAAGUCACAUGGCUCUUGGGUUGCAUUUUAAUGGGAAGAGUUGCAAAAUCCACAUCUUAAAGGGGCACACUACAGGGAGGGGGAUGAUUUAGGGCUGAAUUUGCAAUCUACACAGUGGACUGUGUCCUAAACACUCUCAACAUUGGCAAGUUGUGGCAGCACUGAAGAUGCCAUAAUAACCUUUUUCAGUUCACCUGCCAUGAAUUUCCUAUUCCUCUUCCCUUUGGCUGACUAACCACUGCCCUCAGGAAAUCCCUAAAGGAUCUGCCACUGUAAUGUCAGUUAAAUGCUGAUGCAGGGGACUUUGGAGAACAUGGCGGACAGAUAGCAGCAGCUACGGAGGCUCUCUGGAAGACCCAGCUUAGAAUUCAGGAAUAGUGCGGAGUAAGGAAUCAUAAGCAAGAGGAGAUAUGCCCUGCUGACCCAAGAAUGAACUGGGCUGAGAGAAACCAACUGGGAACGCAAUCCUGGUGCUAUAACAAGAACAGAAAAGCCUCAGUGUGGAAGCUGGAGCCUGCGCCAUUGGAAGCCGUGAUUUGGAUUUCCUGACGCCGCUGCUGCAUCUGCAUCAGCUCGGCAGGGAGAGAGAGAUGCAUGAAAGCUCUGAGAACGGGAAUCGGUAAACAGAGUUGAAAGCAGGAUGGGCAGGGAGCUGUGCAUCGACCUACAGUGAGUGAGAGAAACUGGGACUCUUCCACUGUCUAGGAGACUCCAACAGAGGACAUUCUGGGAACAGGCAGACUUGCGGGAACAGGGCGCUGUAGUGACUUCAGUCAAAUAUCGCCCUCUCAAGCAGGAUUGGUGAGCAGUGCCUAGCACAUGUGACACUGCUAGCUGAGACCCAGUAGGCUAGCACAACCCAGGUCCUAGCGCUUGAAGGUGGGUUGACCUGGAGGGGCAGGCCCUGCAUAGGCUGCCUGGUCUGCAACUUCCUGGUGUGCUGCAGUGGGUGGAAACACCUAGCCAGCACAAUUCAAUCAGACUGUGUCUGACAGGGAAGGAAGCUGGGCCUCCUAUAUAUGCUUGCAUAUAUAAGGAACAAAGAAUAUGGGAAGAGGGAGCAACAAGAAAGGCUCCUUGGCCCCCAAUCCUGAGAAAGAGGCAAUAGCAGACACAGUACCAAUAGAUAUAAAGCGCUAUCUCCAGAGCCUCAUAGACGAGUUCAGGAAUGAAGUUAUUAAUGACCUGAAGCUAGACAUAGGCAGAAUAGUUAGAGAAAUGCUAAGUACUACCCAAGAAAAAACAGAUGGUGGAAUGGAAGAACAGAAAAAGAGGGGAGAAUUGUUUGAUGGAGAAAACAGAGAAAGCAUAGAAUACGUGAAACAGGUUCAAAGAGAUUACCAGGAAACUAAAAACUCUAUCAAAAACUGGCAUAACAGCUUGAAAAAAACUAAGGACAGAUUAUCUGAACUGGAGGGCAGAUUUGUAAUAUGUGAGCAUGAAAUGAAAAACUUCUUAAAAAUAACAAAGAAAGAAACAGCAAUAAUACAAAGACUAGAAGAUGAUAAGAGGAUCUAUAACUUAAGAAUUAAGAACAUAAAAGAAGAAGUAGGGAUACAAACAAAUGAACUACAAAAGCUACUCACAGAAAUAAUCCAGGAGAAUUUUCCUAAUUUAGCAAAAGUUAAAGAUACUCAGUUGUAUGAAGCAUACAGGACCCCAGCCACCUACAACCCAAACAGAGCUACACCUAGGCAUAUAAUAAUCAAAAUUCCAGAAAUCCAAUACAAGAACAGAAUAUUAAAAGCCAUCAGAGACAAGAAACAGAUCACUUACAAGGGAACACCCAUCAGAAUUACAGCAGACUUCUUGCACAAGCCAUCAAAUCAUGAAGAGCGUGGGGGGAAAUAAUUCAAGCUUUGAAAGAUAAUAACCUCCAGCCAAGAUUGAUAUAUCCCGCAAAACUAUCCCUGGAAAUUGAUGGAAAAACAAGGUGCUUCCAGGAUAAAGAGGAACUAGGGGAAUAUGCAACCACCAAUUCAACUCUCAGAGAAUACUGCAGUAUAUUCUAAAAAAGAAAACUACAAAGAAUCCAGAAAUAGUGGCAGAGAGGCCACAACGAAUGGAGCAGGAAACAAAAUGAAAAAGACAAACUGACAACUAAUGACAGAAAAAGAGCUCAACAGAAAUGAGGCAGAGAAGAUUGGGUGAUAGGAACAGCUAUUUUGGAGAAAAUGAUGUCAUAAUAGGGUCUGGAAAUCAAGACUGCAGAAAUUCUCAACUGAGAAUUGUCUUACUGGGAAAAACUGGAGCAGGAAAAAGUGCAACAGGCAAUAGCAUUCUUGGAGAGAAAGCAUUUUCUUCUGGUAUUGCAUCCAAGUCCAUUACCAAGGCCUGUCAGAAAAGCAUAUGCACAUGGAAUGAAAGAGAGAUUGUGGUUGUGGACACACCUGGUAUUUUUGAUACCGAGGCCCAGGACGUUGACACACGCAGGGAGAUUGCCCGCUGCAUCCAGCUGACUUCCCCUGGGCCUCAUGCUCUGGUCCUGGUGGUCCCUCUUGGCCGUUACACUGAGGAAGAGAGCAAAGCCACGGAGAAGAUCCUGAAUAUGUUUGGAUGCAGGGCCAGAAGAUUCACGAUUCUCUUAUUCACUAGGAAAGAUGAUUUGGAAGGCAUAGAUCUCGGGGAUUACAUCAUGGAUGCUCCAGAACGUGUCCAAAACCUGAUAGACAGGUUUGAUGGUCGCUACUGUGCUUUCAACAACAGGGCAAUGGGAUCUGAGCAGGAGGACCAGAGAAACCAGCUGCUGACCCUGGUCCAGCGCAUCGUGAGGGAAAACCAUGGGGAAUGCUACACCAGUGAGCUGUACCAAAGGACUGAGGAGCAGAUUCAGAAGCAAAUCCAUUUGGUGCAGGAACAGUGCAGAGCAGAGCUGGAGAGAGUGAGAGCACAGCUAAGGGAGGAGUACGAAGAGAAGAUCAGAGAUCUGGAAGAUAAGCUGGAGCAGGAGAGGAGAAAGGCACAAAUGGAGAAGGAAAUUGCAAGGAGAGAGAGUCUCUGUAUUCAUAGGCAGCAAAAUGCCAGAAUGGAAGUUGAGAGCCAGACUUCCAUAAUUGAAUUUAUCAUUCAAACAUGGAACUUUGUUUCCCUUUGGAUUUCUCUGUUUAAAGAUUAGACUCAGUGCAAAUUUGUCUGUAUUUUCUGCUUGUUUGUAAAUGAAUCUGUCUCGUGGGCCUCAUUCACCAAAGUCCUUCUGCUAUAGUUAGUUUCUCAAGGCUUUCAUGACUACACAGUGUAACAAGUGGUAUUCUUGGUCAUUAGUAAAUGUUUGAUUGACUCGGCAGGAGAACACAUUCUCAAUUUGUGAAAUUUCAAAGCAGAACGAAUUGGUGCUAGCUAACUGUGAGUUCUUCUGGGGAGACACAGAGAAAGGAAUGUAAUAGGCCAGAGAAGAGGACCCCAAGCCUUCUUCAGUAGUUCCCUGUAAAAGUUUUCCUCUAUAUUCUUUCUAGAUUGGUAGGGAUUACUUCUGCUCAUAUAUCUUUGCCUUUAAAGAUAAAAAUAAACAUCUAAAUCCA
Molecule: messenger RNA, 4323 nt
Organism: Cavia porcellus (domestic guinea pig)
Lineage: Eukaryota; Metazoa; Chordata; Mammalia; Rodentia; Caviidae
Product: GTPase IMAP family member 4
Exons: 2
Coding region: 2934-3920 (328 amino acids)
Cellular component (GO): cytosol
Molecular function (GO): GTP binding
Source: RefSeq, a predicted model, not a curated record